CAUUCUCUCUCCUCUCCUAUUAAAAAACUACAGAACAACCCACAACACAGACAGAAUUAAGUACAACACCUAACCCAUUGGUGUCAACUUGUUUUGCAAAUUGCAAUAAACCCAAUUCAUUUCCACUUAAUUCUCCUCUAAUUCCAACCAAACAUGUCCUCUAUAAGCUCGCAAGUGGUCUUAGCAACAGCCAUGGCGGUCUCCGGCACCUUAAUUAUUCUCUCUCUCUUCCGGGAAAAGCCUCUCUCACCUGCCCAACUUUCUGGGAAUCAAGAUUCCCACCAAGAAAAGAAUAUUCUACGUUCUUGUUUGUCUUCAAAAGGCAAGAAAAGGGAGAGAAAGAAGAAGAGAGUCAAAUUUGCUGAUGUGUGAAAGAUUCAAGUUGGGAGGGUAAGUAGUACAGAAAAGACCAGAGGAAGUCGACCGAAAUUCUUGAUUCUUGUGGAGAAGAAAUACGGGGAAAUCGCUUUACGCCGGCGAAUCGGGUGGCACUGUACAGUGUGAUUCUUAGGGAUCGCGUGCAACGAAUGGAGUAUUCAUAUUGAUGAAUCUAUCAAUUUGGGAUUUGUUGAUAUGGGUGGGUAGGGGGCGUAAAUGUAAAUAAAAGUUUGUGGAAAUUAUGGUUUCUAAUUAUUGUAAUUUUUUAUCUUUUAUUAAUGGA
Ilex paraguariensis (yerba mate) is the source of this 661-nucleotide messenger RNA. NCBI's taxonomy places the organism in Eukaryota, Viridiplantae, Streptophyta, Magnoliopsida, Aquifoliales, Aquifoliaceae. The record is from the annotation of a GenBank genome assembly.